Messenger RNA from Oryza sativa Japonica Group (Japanese rice), 1443 nucleotides. RefSeq names its product xyloglucan endotransglucosylase/hydrolase protein 24. Lineage: Eukaryota; Viridiplantae; Streptophyta; Magnoliopsida; Poales; Poaceae. Gene Ontology annotation, biological process: xyloglucan metabolic process; cell wall biogenesis. The record is from RefSeq and is a predicted model, not a curated record. Gene Ontology annotation, molecular function: hydrolase activity, hydrolyzing O-glycosyl compounds; xyloglucan:xyloglucosyl transferase activity. Gene Ontology annotation, cellular component: cell wall; apoplast.
UAAGCGUGCAUGCAGCAUGAAGGUUGUUAGGUUGCAUGGCAUUUGGUAGGUAGCUAGGUCAACGGUGUGUUCUUCGUCGCUCGCCAUGGAAGUUCUUUUUUAUUUUUCUUUUAAGCUCUUGAUCGAACUCCUGCAUGCACGAGCCACCAGCGUGUGUGUUCAACUGUGUUCAUCAUCCAAAUGCAUUCCAGGCGAGGCAACAUGCAUGCAGAUUAUUGCAGUGUUUGGCCAGCCUGACAUCCCCAUGAAUCCUAACAUGCCAUGUCCCCUAUCUCAAACAUUCCCCACGAACAUGCCUCGCAUGUUCCUGCAAAUUCUAUCAUCUUCUCGAUGAUCAACCUGUUCUCGAUUGGUUAUUAUAAAUACAAUUCCGCUCGAAAUCGAAUAGCAACAGCAAGAACAAGAACAAGAACAAGAAGAUCAGGAAGAAUCAAUUGAAGAAUUAAUAUUCCAUGGCAAUGCCGUGUUCCGGUGAGCGGUGCCGCCGCGUGUGGUGGUCGGCGGCGGCGGCGGUGGUGGCGUUCUUCUUCGUCGUCUUUGUGGCGGCGGCGGCGGCGGCGGCUACGGCGUCGAUGUACGACGACGUGGAGGUGGUGUGGGGCGGCGACCACAGCUUCUUCUUCAUGGACGGCGACGGCGACGCCCUCGCGCUCUGCCUCGACGAGACCCACGGCUCGGGCUUCCGCUCCAGGGACGCCUACCUCUACGCCCGCUUCGACGUCGACAUGAUGCUCGUCGCCAACAACUCCGCCGGCACCGUCACCACCCUCUACUUGAUGCCGGACGACGUGCCGUGGGAGUACCACGACGAGGUGGACCUGGAGUUCCUCGGGAACGUCACCGGCGAGCCCUACACCCUGCACACCAACAUCUUCGCCAAUGGCGUCGGCGGCCGCGAGCAGCAGUUCCGCCUCUGGUUCGACCCCACCGCCGACUUCCACACCUACUCCAUCGUCUGGAACCCCAAGCACAUCAUAAUUCUGGUGGACGGCGUGCCGAUCAGGGACUACCGGAACACGGCGGCGCGCGGCGGGCCGGCGUUCCCGACGUGGCAGAAGAUGCGGGCCCACGGCAGCCUGUGGAACGCCGACGACUGGGCGACGCAGGGCGGGAGGGUGAAGACGGACUGGUCGGAGGCACCCUUCUUCGCCUACUACCGGGGGCUCCGGGUGACGCCGUGCGCGCCGUCCCCCGGCGUGGCGUGGUGCGGCGAUGAGCCGCCGGAGUCGCCGUGGUUCGAUCAGCAGGAGAUGGACGCGGCGGCGCUGAGCAAGGCGAGGCAGGAGCACCUGCUCUACGACUACUGCGAGGACACCAAACGGUUCAAGGACACGGGCCUCCCCGUCGAGUGCACCAUCAACUAGCUAGUUAUAGCUAGAGAGCGUGUUUAGUUUAGUCCAAAAUUUCUUAAUUAAUUCGUGUGUAAUUUCUCUCGGUUUGUAU